Messenger RNA from Aspergillus affinis, 2139 nucleotides. Its product is annotated as putative G1/S-specific cyclin Pcl5. NCBI's taxonomy places the organism in Eukaryota, Fungi, Ascomycota, Eurotiomycetes, Eurotiales, Aspergillaceae. The coding region runs from base 1 to 2139 and encodes 712 amino acids. The record is from RefSeq and is a predicted model, not a curated record. Gene Ontology annotation, molecular function: protein kinase binding; cyclin-dependent protein serine/threonine kinase regulator activity. The transcript has 2 exons. Gene Ontology annotation, cellular component: cyclin-dependent protein kinase holoenzyme complex; nucleus. Gene Ontology annotation, biological process: regulation of cyclin-dependent protein serine/threonine kinase activity.
AUGACAGGAAUUGACGUUUUGGGUUUGAAAGAUCCAAACCCCGGUCUUUCAUACACGGCGUCUUAUGCGCACCCCUAUACUUCUUCGUCCGUCUCCUCUUCCGCAUCCUCCUCGUCCUCGUCGGUCUUCUCCCUGGAUGGCUUGUCCUCUCAGGGAUCUAUCUCCUCGACCUCGACGAAUUCGGUGGAUGUGAUUUGGGAGAAUGACGGAGAAUACCCGGCGGCAGGCCGAGGACUGCCCUCGUUGCACGGCCCGCGUGAGCGUGCUUGCUUUUUGAAGUCGCCGGUCCCCAAGCCCGCGGACGUCCCGGUGGCUCCGGAGUUACGUAAGCACCCUCGGCGCACGAGCUGCGUCCAGGCCAGCAACGGCACCACCACGUCCGCCCGGCCUCCGCCUUGUCUCAUGCGACAGUCGGAGCGGAAGGUGAACUUUGUCGACAACCUUGUCGACACCGCUUCGCAAAUCGUUGAGAUCAUCUGGCCCCUUUCGGCCGUCUCUCUUCGGAGUGACUCGACGACGGGGUGCAAGGGCGUUCUGCCUCUUCGCACCUUCAUCCAAGAGACGCUCCGUAGGUCUCGGACCAGCUACAGUACGUUGCAGGUUGCUCUGUAUUAUCUGAUCAAGAUCAAGCCGCACGUGCCUAGUCAUGACCUGACACAGGAUCAGACUCGCGGUAAACCUGUCAGCCGAGCCAUGCAAUGUGGCCGACGCAUGUUUCUUGCGGCUUUGAUCCUGGCCUCCAAGUACCUGCAGGACCGAAACUAUUCGGCCCGCGCCUGGAGCAAGAUUUCCGGUCUCAACACGCUCGAGAUCAACCAGAACGAGUUGAUGUUCUUGCAGGCCGUUGACUGGAAACUCCACAUUACCGAGGCCACCUUCCAGCGAUGGACCGACAUCGUCCUGAAGUAUACCCCCGGAGCCGGCGCGAUGGCUCUGGAAGGCUACUCUUGGCGCUCGGUGAUCCCGAGACUGACGCCCGACCUGGAAGAAGUGGACGUGGCUCCGAUGACUCCGCCGGCGAGCGUGGAGGGCUACGACGUCCGCUCCAUGGCGGACUCGCCGUCUCCCCGUAGCUCGUCGAUCAGAGGAGGAUACCCGUCCUACCUCGCGGGCGAACCAUGCGUCCUGCCCUCGCUGUCCGAGCGGAUUCCCGAGUCUCGGACGACUACUCCCACGGCGGUGGACUCCUUCAACCCGUCCCUGCCCUCGAUUCCGCGGCCGCCCUUGCUGCCGACCCCGCAGAUGACCCCCCAGUCGAGCAUGGCCACCACUCCUGCGGCGAGUGUUGGCUCCCAUCCUCCCCAACGACGGUACAUCUGUUCCGCUAUGUCUCAGGUGCAGAACAUGUGCAUGGCGCGGUCGACUCUCGACCAGCGCCCCUCGCUGCCGUUCUGCCCCAAGACUAGCAACGGUUCAUUUGAUGGUUACCCGACCAUGGUCCGUCGGUCUUCUCUGGCUCGCUCGACCUCGUCUGCGUCCUCUCCGGAUUCGAUGGUCUCGGACGUUUCCACCCUGUCCUCGCAGUCGUCGCGUUCGUCCUCCAUGUCAAGUGCGUCGGGCGUUACCCUGCCUCGCCUUGCGGUGCAGGCCGCGCUUCGGUCUACGAACAACAACAUGAAGGAAAACCGAAAGCCUCUGGCUAUCGCGUCACCCAUCGACGAGACGUCGCUGGCUGAUCUCUACCACUCGUCCCCCCUGGACAACUACGGCGUCCCAAACGCCGCCGUUCCCGAUCUGUCCAACUUUACGCUGGGCACUCCGGUUGACACCACUUCUGCCCACGAAGCGGCCCAGGGUCUCUGUGCGCUCUCCGGCGGCACCGCCGGAUCUCGCCAGCCUCACCAGGGCCGUAAGCGCGGCCGCGCCGGGUCUGAGGAUUUUCCGCUUCAAAAUCACGUUCGCCACCUGAUCCAUUCCAAAGCUGUUCGCCCCGGAACCAUCCUCCCUGAUGGGAAGAUGGCUGAUAUCUUUCUGAACACGGGUCCGCGGCGUUCGCAGUCUCUGACGGCCACGCAGUUGAAGGCCCUCAACUCGCAUGCACCGAUCUCCGGCCCCGUCGGUAUGAAACGGGCCUGCUGCGGCAGCGAAGCGAACAAGAUCGCGUUGAAUCCUACGAUGCGCGCUGAGUAUCUGGGCUAG